Molecule: messenger RNA, 1359 nt
Organism: Pseudomassariella vexata
Lineage: Eukaryota; Fungi; Ascomycota; Sordariomycetes; Amphisphaeriales; Pseudomassariaceae
Product: phosphatidylethanolamine-binding protein
Exons: 2
Coding region: 1-1359 (452 amino acids)
Source: RefSeq, a predicted model, not a curated record
AUGUCAAGCUGUCAGAGGGUCGCAAGACCCCUCGCAAGGUCAUUGCGACAAGACAGACUCAUCCAGACUUCUUCAUUAGCCAUUCGGUCAUUUAGCCAAUCCGUAGCUCGCCGAGAUGAAACCACCACGACCACGACACCUCCAUCAGAGGUGCCAUCGAGCUCAGCAGAGCAGCCGAAAGCACGCAAAAGACUAGAUCCGGAAACUACUACAGAAUAUUGGUCUGAAAGGAAGCUUUCGCGCAUGGGAACACCACCAGUCGGAUCCCGUCGUCGUCGAGCCGCCAUCAAGACCUCGGAGAACAUCCCGUUCGAACAGUUGCCCUACCAAUGCUUCCAAGAGGCCCGCAAUAUCCUGCAGCAGGAUCGCAAGGAAAAAUUGGAGGAUAUUGUGGCCGAGCUGGCCAAGAUAAGGAGGUUGGAAGCAACCCCCGCGGAUCAAUUACCUGGCGGCGAGAGGAAGAAGAACCUGCGACUGGCUAGCUUGAGAAAGUACGUCGAGGAGCUGAAGAUUCUGGCGGAUAUCAAUGACCCCGUUGUUAAGCGGAGGUUCGAAGAUGGCCUCGGGGACAUGAACAAGCCCAUCUACCGGUUCCUCGCUCAGCGCAAGUGGAAAGGCUACCCCUUUCGCCACGUCACACAGCGUAUCCAGCAGUUGAACAUCGUACCCGAUGUGCUCCCCAAGUUCGAACCCACUGCUGAUGUACAGUUGUUCUUCCGCCGAACUAAGGUUGAAACGGGUGAAAUCCUAAACAGCUUGAAGACGGAGGUGCCACCCCGCCUCAAGGUCCAAGUCUUCGAUGCUGGCGAGCGUCUAGUGUCUGUCGUGGUCAUGGACUCAGAUGUGCCUAACGCUGAGACGGACAGCUUCGAGCGCCGUUGCCACUACCUCGCUGCUAACGUGCCCAUCGCUCCUGCUCAGCAAUCACUGCCGUUAGGCAGGGUUAACCAAAAGACCCAGCUAGCAGUGCCGUACCUGCCGGCUUUCUCUCAGAAGGGUGCGCCGUACCACCGUCUGUCUGUGUGGGUGCUUCAGCAAAAACCUGGCCAGACCCUAGACAUUGUGCAGUUGCGUGGCCUAUACUCACGCCGCGACGGUUUCAGCUUAAAGAGCUUCCGCGACAAGUUUGAGUUGAACCCAAUUGGCUUCAGCCUCUUCCGUACCGUGUGGGACGAGAACACGGCAGCUGUCAUGGAGCGUGCCGGCAUUCCUGGUGCAGAUAUCGAGUUUAAGCACAAAAGGGUAUACUCUCUCAAGGAAGAGAAGAAGCCGCGUGGUUGGGAAGCCAAGAGACAGGGUCCCAAGUACAAGAGCUUGUGGAAGUACACCAAGAGAAUCCGUGGACAGCCCCGUCGAUGA